UAACCCACCACAAACAAAACAAUCACACUUUGCUUCAGUCAGGUCGGCUUGCCGGCAUUCAUCGCCGUUAUCGUCCUCAGAUGCAGGACAUGGAUGGUUAUCCCGAAGUCCCCGACGGCGACUCCACCAAACACCAAGAAAGGCAUUACUACCUGUUAUCUGAGCUGCAGACCUUAGUCAAAGAUUUACCAAGCUCCUUCCAGCAGCGCCUGUCCUACAGCACGCUCGGUGACCUGGCCCUGGCACUCAUCGACGGGACGGUUUAUGAGAUUGUGCAGGGACUCCUUGAUAUUCAACAUCUCACGGAGAAGAAUCUGUACAACCAGAGGCAAAAGCUGCACUGCGAACACCAAGCACUCAAACAAGAUCUCGCACGGAAACACAAAGAUGCUGUACAGUCGUGCAAGUCUCACAAUCUUACACUUCUGAAAUCCAACCAACAAGCGGAGCAAGAGUCUCUGGAGACCCGUGUGCGAGAGGAACAAAGAAUGAUGGAUAAGAAGAUUGUAGCAGAAAUGGAUCAAAAAGUAAUAGACCAGCAGAACACCUUGGAGAAAGCAGGAGUCCCUGGGUUUUUUAUCACCACUAAUCCUCAGGAGCUGACAAUGCAGAUGAACCUACUCGAAUUGAUUCUCAAGCUUCAACAGAAGGAGUCACAAUCUGGACUCCUUUGAGGGGGAGGCCUAAUUGUGCCUCAAGAAGGGGAAUGAAAAUCCUGCAAUAGCCACUGAGCGCAAAUGCUCCUAUUCCAGUCGUUGUGAGAUUGUGAGAAGUGUCGGCCGACAUUUGUUAUGAGUGUAAUAUUCGCCAUCAAAAACCGAAGGAGAAGAGGCUGAUUCUUGAGUUUGCCGUCUUUAGUAGAAACAGGUGAUGACAUCAUAGACUGUAAAGCACUUAGCUGACACAGAUGUGUUUUUCAAAACCUUUAAGCUACAUUGUACAUGUAUUUGAAGACAGCGUUAAGGCUCUGUGGAUUAAACUGUAGAAGAUGAACUGUUGCUCAAGGACACAGACUGUUGUUACUUCUCAUGAGGGCCUCAUGAUGCCUUUUAUGGAAGUGUUUUGACACAUCAUAGCUUAUUUACACAGUUUUGUAUGCGUAUCUUCCUUUUUUCUAACAUUGGUGCUACUUUUAAUGGUGUACACAUUGUGUAUGUUUUUUUUCUUUUCUUUUUAUCUAUUAGGUACGCCUUGUGUGGGUACUAGAGGUGUAAAUUAGAUCUUUAUCUAACAUCUUCACAUUUGUUUUGCUAUUUUCUUUCUCCAAAAAGUCAGUAUUUUAAGUUGUACCACCCACAUAAAUUAGCAACAAUGAAGAAUUCAAUCAAAUAUAUGAUGUACCUAUGAACAAAACCAGUUUGGAUGGCACUAUUGAAUAUCUGUACGUGUUGAUUUUCCAUUGCAGGAAUAUUUGUUUCUGUUAAAAAAUGUUUAACA
Messenger RNA from Pungitius pungitius (ninespine stickleback), 1437 nucleotides. It is a transcript of the gene dgcr6, whose product is annotated as DiGeorge syndrome critical region gene 6. Bases 81 to 674 code for a protein of 197 amino acids. The record is from RefSeq and is a predicted model, not a curated record. NCBI's taxonomy places the organism in Eukaryota, Metazoa, Chordata, Actinopteri, Perciformes, Gasterosteidae. The transcript is spliced from 6 exons.